Strongylocentrotus purpuratus (purple sea urchin) is the source of this 2708-nucleotide messenger RNA. Its product is annotated as testis-expressed protein 9. Bases 106 to 1374 code for a protein of 422 amino acids. NCBI's taxonomy places the organism in Eukaryota, Metazoa, Echinodermata, Echinoidea, Camarodonta, Strongylocentrotidae. The record is from RefSeq and is a predicted model, not a curated record. The transcript is spliced from 11 exons.
GUUAAUGUGAACGCAACUUUCGUAAAUUGUUUGUCGCUGCCUCGGUGACCGCUAACGCAGUAACGGAACGGCUCUAUGAAAAUAAUUUCUAAUUGAAAUUUCAUAAUGGCAGAGAGUAGAGGGAACAGUCGAGCAAGUGGGACACGACCAUCAUCAGCAAGGAGUAGACCAUCUACUGGAGGUGCGGUUGGAGGUCGAAGGUCAGCAGCUGGAACCAAAGCUGGUGGUACAGGAUCCAGACCAUCAUCCAGUGCAGGUGUGAACAAGGAUCUUGUCAGCCGUGAAGAAGAGUAUAUGCGUCUGAAUGCUGCCCUCGAAGCCAAGACCGCAUCACUCAUACAGGAGGCUGAGACGGUCAUGAGAGAGCAAGAGGACAUCUUGACACGUUCUUUCAAUGGGCUUGAUCUGAGUGGCGAGGAGGAACGGCAAGCCAUAUUCAAUACUGAACCAGUCGUCUCUGAUGAUAUAUCAAAGCCUUCCCUUAUUCAACCCACAAACCUCGCAUCAGAGAAGAAACCUCCCUCUAGAGGCAGACCUGGGUCAGCUGCAGGUGCUGGCAGACCCCCAUCGAGGACUAAGUCAAGGACCAAAUCUCAGACUUCGAUGUCCUCUAACUUAGCUGAUGAUGUUGCUAUUCCUGAUGCUGUCCAAGCAGAUUACUCCUUAGCGGACACAUUCUCAGCAUUUGAUAAACAGUAUGCUGAAGGGAACCCUGCAGCUGCUGGAGAGUAUGAUGAUAUCCUACCUCAGGCUGCAGAGGGCAUGGGAUCAGAGGCUACCAUUCGUUUCCUGAAGGCCAAGCUCAGGGUCAUGCAAGAAGAACUGGACAGAUUAGCUCAUGAAUGCAAUCAGAAGGAUGAAUCGUUGGGUAAGCUUGAGGUACGGGUGAAGGAAGCAGAAGAGGAGAGAGCAAGGCUACAGAGAACCAACUCAUCUCAUCAAACACAGAUUGAUAAAUACAAGAGAUUGGCAGAGGAUACCAAGAGGAAGAGUGAUGGGUUGGAGAAUCAACUCACUGGACUCAGGAAGGAGUUAGAUGAACACAAGAGAAACCAGAAGAAAUCUGCUACAAGUCAGAGUGCCACUGAAGUCAGAUUGAAUCGAGCAAUGGAGGAGGUCGAGAAAUACAAGUCAGAUUUACAACGGAUGAAGACAUCUUCACGGGAAUCGUCUGAGGGGGAAAGAAGGAGAGUCGAACAGCUGGUUGCAGAAAACAAGCGUUUAGAGAAACAGAAGAAUGAACUCAUGUCAGGUUUCAAGAAGCAGCUUAAACUCAUUGAUGUACUGAAGAGACAGAAGAUGCAUAUUGAAGCUGCCAAAAUGCUUGCAUUCACAGAAGAUGAGUUUGUGAAAGCCUUGGAGUGGGGAAAUUGAUGAGGAAUGGGGUUGAGCUACAUCCUAUGAAGCAGAGAUGACAAUCUCUAUGGAAGCUAAGCUGAUAUAGCUUCCGCCACCCAAGAUGCAGUCAAUGCUAUGCUGAAAAUGUGAUGAAAUUGAGUGAGGUUAUAGACUCGUACAUGACUGCUGAGAAAUAAGUACACCAUCUUGAAAGAAAGGUUUUCAAUUAUCUAUUCUUUCAUGUCAUGAUUAUUCCAAGGAUGUUUAGAAAGUAAAUGGUUUCUUUUGCAAAGUAAAUAGUUUGUUCUCAUGUUGUCAUGCAGAGCUGCUCUUACAGGUAUACCUUUCUUCUCUGAAAUAGGCAUCAAUUGAAAGCCAUAGCUGCUAAACAUUCCUAUUUUGGAGGGAUUAUUCCUAUUUUUAGCCUUCAAGCUAAUAUUUCAAACCCUACAUUCCUCUCUUUUCCUGAAAUAUUCUGUUUGAAAAGUAUACAAAUUACUGUUGAAAAGACAUGGCAGUAAUGCAAAGAUCAUCAUUGUGUAUGUGUUUGUGUUUGUCAGUAGAUUGUAUGUAGAGCUACAUUAACUUCUAUAUCUGACUGUUAGCAUAGCACAUAUGAUGCCGAUAAGAGCGGGUUUUAUAGUGUGUGAAAACGACUUUAUAUUAUGUGUGGUAAGUGAUCUUAUCUCAUUUCCCAGAAACAUUUGUUAUCUGGGAAGUACUAAAGCCCAGCAGAGCUGGCCUGGGAUGCAGCCAUUAUUCAUGUACAUGGAAUGAAAUGAAACCAUUUCCCAACUGAUUCAAGGUGAUGUUGUUGAUCCGAACAGGCCUGUCAUUUCCUUUCAUUUCCUUUCAUUUUGAUAAUCAAAUUAGUUUUCCAAAAUAUUUUUAACUUAGAAUUGUUUAGGUGAUCUGAGUGAUCUGAGAUAUUAGUGAAAACACAUUUGUAAAACAUUAUGUUUUAAUGUGCAUCAGAAAGAAUAUAAAAGAUAAGGAAGAAACAUUAAAUCUAAACUGUCAUUAGAUUCAGACUGUUAGCAUACCAUUUGAUGAAGAUAAGAGCAGAUUAUAUAACAUGUCGAAAUUACAUUAUAUUAUGUGUGCUUACAGGGAUCUUAUGUCAUUUCCCGGAAACAUUUUUUAUCUGAUUAUGUUCUGUUACCUGUGAAAAAAACUAAUGCCAGAGCUGGCCUGGGAUUCAUGUACAUUGAUUUAAAUGAAACCAUUUCCCAAAAGAUUCAAGGUGAUGUUGUUAAUUCGAACAGACCUGCCAUUCCCUUUCAUUUUGAUAAUCAAAUUAGUUUUCUAAAAACUUUUUAAACUUAGAAUUAAUAAAGCGAUAUCAGAGUGAUCUGAAAUAUAAGUGAAAA